This is a messenger RNA of Culex pipiens pallens (northern house mosquito), 790 nucleotides long. Its product is annotated as adult-specific cuticular protein ACP-20-like. Gene Ontology annotation, cellular component: extracellular matrix. Lineage: Eukaryota; Metazoa; Arthropoda; Insecta; Diptera; Culicidae. Bases 240 to 731 code for a protein of 163 amino acids. The transcript has a single exon. The record is from RefSeq and is a predicted model, not a curated record.
GCGUGCAGACGGUGCGCAAAAAAAUCAAAUUAACUUAAUCAUAAGGCGUUGGCCGUCUUUUGUGUCGGAAACCUUUUGUGUCGAAGGUCUUUGGAUCGAUCGAUUAACUCGAUCAUCCUUGAUAAAAGUUGGGGAAAUUCUUCGAAUAACUGCUAUAAAUAUCCACCCAUUCGGUUGGAGCAGGUAUCAGUACAGUUAGUUCCGUUCUUGUGGUUGAACAUCCGACUUCUUCAAGCAACAUGAUCAAGAUUUCUUUGGUGGCACUUGCCCUGGUGGGCGCUGCUCUUGCCUACGAGCACCACGGCUACAUCAACGAGGUGAAGCACAUCCCGUACAAGUACUACGGCGGUUUGGAGGGAGGUAUUGGCGGUGGCAUCUCCGGUGGAUUCGGAGGAAGUCAGGGCGGCUACAAGGAGGAAAGCGGCCUGGACUACUACAGCUAUCCGAAGUACAAGUUCGAGUACGGCGUAAAGGACAUCCACACCGGGGACCACAAGAGCCAGUGGGAGAUGCGCGAUGGAGAUGUGGUCAAGGGCGAGUACACGCUGGACGAAGCCGAUGGAACCAAGCGUGUCGUGGAGUACUACGCCGACAGCAAGAAUGGGUUCGAGGCCAAGGUUAAGAACAUCGGACAUGCCAGCCAGGGUGGCAUCGGAGGAGGAAUGGAGGGUGGAAUCGGAGGUGGUUACGGCCAUGGGUACAGCUACAGCAAGCUGAAGAAGUACAACUAAAUGCAUUCUUUUUGGAAUGCGCAAGUAAGACUGAAUGGCUACCGACUGGAAUAACCGUG